CGCGGCCCGCUCCGCCCGCCAGCCCCGGCUCGGCCCCGGUCGCCCGCGCAGCCCGCCGCCGCCGCCGCCGCGGGCAGAUCCAGCGCUCCGGCUCGGCUCGGCUCGGCUCGGGUGCGCGCCGCGGCCAUGCAGCGCCGGGGCGCCCUGUUCGGCAUGCCGGGCGGCAGCGGCAGCAGGAAGAUGGCUGCGGGAGACAUCGGCGAGCUGCUGGUGCCCCACAUGCCCACGAUCCGCGUGCCCAGGUCGGGGGACAGGGUGUACAAGAACGAGUGCGCCUUCUCGUACGACUCCCCCAAUUCUGAAGGUGGACUCUAUGUAUGCAUGAAUACAUUUUUGGCCUUUGGAAGGGAACAUGUUGAAAGACAUUUUCGAAAAACUGGACAGAGUGUGUACAUGCACCUGAAAAGACAUGUGCGAGAGAAGGUAAGAGGGGCAUCUGGUGGAGCUUUACCAAAAAGGAGGAAUUCCAAGAUUUUUUUAGAUCUAGAUACUGAUGACGAUUUAAAUAGCGACGAUUAUGAAUAUGAAGAUGAAGCCAAACUUGUUAUAUUCCCAGACCACUAUGAAAUAGCACUACCAAAUAUUGAGGAGUUACCAGCCCUGGUAACAAUUGCUUGUGAUGCAGUUCUCAGCUCAAAAUCUCCAUAUAGAAAGCAGGACCCAGACACAUGGGAAAAUGAAUUGCCAGUAUCCAAAUAUGCCAAUAACCUUACCCAGUUGGACAAUGGAGUCAGGAUUCCUCCAAGUGGUUGGAAGUGUGCCAGGUGUGACCUUCGGGAAAACCUCUGGUUGAAUCUGACCGAUGGCUCCGUGCUGUGUGGGAAAUGGUUCUUCGACAGCUCCGGGGGCAAUGGCCAUGCACUGGAGCAUUACAGAGACAUGGGCUACCCUCUGGCUGUGAAACUGGGAACCAUCACUCCUGACGGGGCAGAUGUUUAUUCUUUUCAAGAAGAGGAACCUGUUUUGGAUCCUCAUUUGGCCAAGCACUUAGCGCAUUUUGGAAUUGAUAUGCUUCAUAUGCACGGGACAGAGAAUGGGCUUCGAGACAAUGACAUCAAGCCGCGUGUCAGCGAGUGGGAAGUGAUCCAGGAGACGGGGACGAAGCUGAAGCCCAUGUAUGGCCCCGGGUACACGGGUCUCAAGAACCUGGGCAACAGCUGCUAUCUCAGUUCGGUCAUGCAGGCCAUCUUCAGCAUCCCAGAAUUCCAGAGAGCGUAUGUGGGAAAUCUUCCAAGAAUAUUUGACUACUCUCCUUUAGAUCCAACACAGGAUUUCAACACACAGAUGACUAAGUUAGGACACGGCCUUCUCUCAGGCCAGUAUUCAAAGCCUCCAGUGAAAUCUGAACUCAUUGAACAGGUGAUGAAGGAAGAACACAAGCCUCAACAGAAUGGGAUCUCUCCACGCAUGUUUAAGGCCUUCGUAAGCAAGAGCCACCCGGAAUUCUCCUCUAAUAGACAGCAGGAUGCCCAGGAGUUCUUCUUGCAUCUGGUGAAUCUAGUAGAGAGGAACCGCAUUGGCUCAGAAAACCCAAGUGACGUUUUUCGGUUUUUGGUGGAAGAACGUAUUCAGUGCUGUCAGACCCGGAAAGUCCGCUACACGGAGAGGGUGGAUUACCUGAUGCAGUUACCUGUGGCCAUGGAGGCAGCAACCAACAAGGAUGAACUGAUUGCCUAUGAAUUAACGAGAAGGGAAGCAGAAGCAAACAGAAGACCCCUUCCUGAGUUGGUUCGCGCCAAGAUACCAUUUAGUGCCUGCCUUCAGGCCUUUUCUGAACCAGAAAAUGUCGAUGACUUCUGGAGCAGCGCCCUACAAGCAAAGUCUGCAGGUGUUAAAACAUCUCGCUUUGCCUCAUUCCCUGAAUACUUGGUAGUGCAGAUAAAGAAGUUCACUUUUGGUCUUGACUGGGUUCCCAAAAAAUUUGAUGUUUCUAUUGACAUGCCAGACCUACUUGAUAUCAACCAUCUCCGAGCCAGGGGGUUACAACCAGGAGAGGAGGAACUUCCGGACAUCAGCCCCCCUAUCGUCAUUCCUGAUGACUCAAAAGAUCGCCUGAUGAACCAACUGAUAGACCCCUCAGACAUUGAUGAGUCAUCAGUGAUGCAGCUGGCCGAGAUGGGUUUCCCUCUAGAAGCGUGUCGGAAGGCUGUGUACUUUACUGGAAAUAUGGGAGCUGAAGUGGCCUUCAACUGGAUCAUUGUUCACAUGGAAGAGCCAGAUUUUGCCGAACCACUGACCAUGCCUGGUUAUGGAGGAGCGGCUUCUGCUGGGGCCUCUGUUUUUGGUGCUACUGGAUUGGAUAACCAACCUCCGGAGGAAAUUGUAGCUAUCAUUACUUCCAUGGGAUUCCAUCGGAAUCAGGCUAUUCAGGCGCUACGAGCCACGAAUAAUAACCUGGAAAGAGCCCUGGAUUGGAUCUUUAGUCACCCUGAGUUUGAGGAGGACAGUGACUUUGUGAUCGAGAUGGAGAAUAACGCCAAUGCAAACAUUAUUUCUGAGGCCAAGCCUGAAGGACCUAGAGUCAAGGAUGGAUCUGGAAUGUAUGAAUUAUUUGCGUUCAUCAGUCACAUGGGAACAUCUACAAUGAGUGGCCAUUAUGUUUGCCAUAUUAAAAAGGAAGGAAGAUGGGUGAUCUACAAUGACCACAGGGUGUGUGCCUCAGAAAGGCCCCCUAAGGACCUGGGCUACAUGUACUUUUACCACAGGGUACCACGCUGAGCCUCAGAUGUGCCAGUUGGCCAGAAGAAGCCACACGCCUUUUUAAUUUGCCAAAAAAAAAAAAAAAAAAAAAAAAAAAAAAAGCAGAAGUUGGGACAGCCAGACAUGAAAUGAAGGAAUACAUGGGGGUAUUUAUAGUUUAUUUAAAGAACAUCAUUUGACGCCUUCUGAAAUAGAACUGGGAAGGAAUUUCUAUUAGUGAUGAUACACUACUGUAGAUAGUUUUUCUUUUUAUAAAUGUUCAAGGAGAGGAUGAUUAAAAAAAAAAAAGUAUUUAUACUGCUGGUGGGGGAUCUGCCAGUGUCACACCAAAAAUGGGAAUGUGCCAUCAGCCCUCUGUUAUGCUUUGGGGGCCCAUGGUGUGGCCUCACCCCCAAAUAAAUGAGAAGCCCAUUUUUGUUUCAUAUCAAAAAUCAGUAAUGGGAUGGGCUUUAUUUGUGACAUAGUUUUUUCAUUACACACAAUUUCUGACCUGUCCAUGUAUAGAAGAUAAGAGCAUCUGCAAUGAAAGGUAUUUUUAAUUUAAUCGUAUCAAAAUUCAUAAUGUGAUUGUGUGAAUGUGUGAGGGUGAGACUGUUAUCGUCAACCAGGAAAUCUAUGACAGGCUAGUUUUUAAAGGUUAAAGCAGUUGGUCUUAAGCAUAGCUGAGAAAAGCAAGUAACUAUUUUAAAGAAACUAUAACUCAGGAUUAGUUUUAAAAAUUGGUUCCCCACUUAGAUUUUCAGGAGUAAAAAGGGCUGAGUUGUCCCUUUAAAAAAGUGUUGUCAAGAAUCCACCUGGGUUUGUGACAUUUUGUGGGAGAAUGCCGGAUGCCCACAGCAGCACAACAUUGUUCUUUGCCAAAUAAAAGUAGAUGAAUUCUGGUUCUCAGCAGCCCUUCUCCCUAAGGCAUAGUAUGUAUUUUUAGUUAAAAUAGCUAAUCUUACCAUAACACGUAACAACUCCCUGGAAUCCCACUAAGUGCCCCAAAUUUGUCUGUAAUUUUCUUGUCCCUGAGCUCUUUGCCUGCCUCCAUUUUUACAUUUUUCUGGGGCUAGAGUCUCCUCUUGGCCCUUUCUGGGCUAAUCACCUCCUGACUUGCCUUUGCUGCUUGUUUGCUGUGACCAGCAGUGUGAUCUUGGGCACCUUCAGGGCUUCAGAUGCAAGGAAGCUUUAUAUGACAUUGUGAAAAACCAUCAUUUCCAUUUUGGUGUUUUAGUAUUUUUGUUGCAACCUGGGAUUAGAUCAGGGUUUCAAAUGUGAUGAAAAAGUACAACAAGAGUGGUGUAUAAUCUUCCUGCAGCUCUGUACCGAAUUCUAGAGUCUCUGGAGUUUCUAUUUCAGAUUAUCCAGUCAAAUGAAGAAGGAUCUACUGCAGUCUGCCUAACGUGCAUUUGAUUGGUAGAAAGGAUCUGUCUAGAAACUGUAGGAAAAUAAAGUAGAACCAGUUGGGUAAAAUACCACAUGGACAAGUGGAUUGCAACACGGUGAGUUGUGAGCAGUCAGGAUUCUGGUUAAGAUCGGGGCUCCUUUUACAGGAGAUUAGCUACGCUGUAUGUCUGAGGAGCACUGAGCCCGAGGCUGGGAGCCUGGAGACUUGGGUGCUGCCCCUAGCUGGGCAAGACCCUCAUCCUCCCUGUGCCUCAGCUUCCUUAUCUGCACAAUACCA
Molecule: messenger RNA, 4366 nt
Organism: Panthera uncia (snow leopard)
Lineage: Eukaryota; Metazoa; Chordata; Mammalia; Carnivora; Felidae
Gene: USP13
Product: ubiquitin specific peptidase 13
Exons: 21
Coding region: 127-2718 (863 amino acids)
Biological process (GO): protein deubiquitination
Molecular function (GO): zinc ion binding; protein binding; cysteine-type deubiquitinase activity
Source: RefSeq, a predicted model, not a curated record